This is a messenger RNA of Glossina fuscipes, 2476 nucleotides long. Its product is annotated as GATA-binding factor A. The record is from RefSeq and is a predicted model, not a curated record. Lineage: Eukaryota; Metazoa; Arthropoda; Insecta; Diptera; Glossinidae. Gene Ontology annotation, molecular function: DNA-binding transcription factor activity, RNA polymerase II-specific; zinc ion binding; RNA polymerase II cis-regulatory region sequence-specific DNA binding. The coding region runs from base 56 to 1861 and encodes 601 amino acids. Gene Ontology annotation, biological process: cell fate commitment; negative regulation of transcription by RNA polymerase II; positive regulation of transcription by RNA polymerase II. The transcript has 4 exons.
UAUUUUUUUUUUUCUUUUUUUUUUUUAAAUAACAUUAUCUGUCAUAACUCGCAAUAUGGGAGUUUUUCUUAUGGACAAGGAACCCACAUUUGAGCCAUCUUUUGCGAAGAACUUUUCCAAUUUAGUAAGGCAGCCUUUGCCUAUUAGCCAGUCUCCUUCGAUAGCUCCUCAUCAGAGGCAACGGGAACAGCAUUUAGACUUGCAUACCGAACCAAUAGAUAUAAGUCAAGAUCGUCACCAAUUGUCACAACAUAUUCCGCAAACUACAAAAAUGUAUCAUUCGGGAGCCGGUUAUCCGGAUUUAACAGGCAAUGCAGGUGCGACUGGAGUCUCUUCGUAUCAUCAGCAAGCUGCCGCAGCUGUGGCAACAGUCAGUGCUCCUGUCUACGUACCCUCCAAUCGUGCUUUAACUAGCAGUCAGUAUCAACACGUAGCUGCUCACUUUGGUACAGCGGCCGCCCAAAAUGCAUGGACUUCAGAUAGUUUUGGUACCGCCCACGCACAAUUGCCUCCCCAGUUUUAUACACAAAAUGCAGUUAUGAUGGGUUCGUGGCGGGCCGCUUACGAUCCGACAGGUUUUCAACGUUCCUCACCUUAUGAUAGCGCAAUCGAUUUUCAAUUUGGCGAAGGUCGAGAAUGUGUAAAUUGUGGUGCUAUUAGUACGCCGCUAUGGCGACGUGAUGGUACUGGUCAUUAUCUUUGUAACGCUUGCGGUCUAUAUCAUAAAAUGAACGGCAUGAAUCGGCCGUUGAUUAAGCCAAGCAAGCGAUUGGUGAGUGCAACUGCUACCCGUCGUUUAGGUUUAUGCUGUACUAACUGUGGUACUCGCACCACAACUCUUUGGCGCCGUAAUAACGAAGGUGAACCAGUAUGCAAUGCAUGCGGUUUAUAUUUUAAAUUACAUGGUGUGAAUAGGCCUUUGGCUAUGCGUAAAGAUGGCAUUCAAACGAGGAAAAGGAAACCGAAAAAGUCAAGUAGUUCCUCGGAAAAUAGUAAAGAUAUUAAAGAUGAAGAUCAUAAGCCAUCAUUAGCUUUAGAUCGGCACAGUUUAACGGGCAGUCUAGCGACAAGACUGCAAAAUGACUUAGGAGUUAAAGGCACAAAUAACAGUACCUCAGUACUACACACUUUAAGUUUGGGUUCUGCCAGUUCCGCUUUGCAUAAUUCUUUGAGUCAUCAUCAUAUGCAUAUCCCGUCCACUUCCUCUGCGCAACAAAGUAGACUAUCGUCACAGCAUAGCGCGAUCACGCAUACAUCUGCCGCAAAUAAUAUAAAUGGUUCCAGUGCAGCAACGUCGACGUCAGCGAAUUUACCGCAUAACACAAAUUUGUGUUCAUCUUCGGCCAUAACGAUGCAAAGUAACUUGGGCCACUCUCAGCUCUCAGGUACUGCCUUUAGUUCUCAUCCUGCAGCUCCCACUAAAUACGAACAUUUACUUGGCUCUACAAAUUCACUGACAAACGGUCUUACCGCGCCCGGAACAGGUUCAUCAAGUUCCAAUUAUCAUCAUUCACAUCACUUACAUCAUCAUCAUCAUCAUCAUGCGGCAGCAGCUGCUGUCCAUCAUGCUACCCAUCAUCAUCAACAUCAUUCAUCUUCAUUAAGUCAUCAUCAUGUGAGCUCCUCAGCAGGUCCCGGCAGUACGGGCAGUAUGGGCUAUAGCGUUAAGGCGGAGAGCAGUGCUACAAAUUACGAUUACGUGAAUAAUUGUUAUUUUGGCAGUUCCUUUGGACAUUUGGGCAGUAGUCCAACAUCGGCGACAGCAAGCGGACUUCAUGGCAAUGCUGCCAGCGAUAUGGCUGGUGUUUAUCAUCAUCAACACAAUGUUAUACAAGCGGCCAAAUUAAUGGCCACUUCUUAAAGGGCUAUAAUUUAUCCAUAUACGAAGAGCGGUAGCGACCUUAAGAUUACAACUGCAUAUAUGUUUGUACACAUGUAUAGCAAGCCAUAUCGCCAUGCUAUUUUCUCUGGUAUCGAAAUGUUUUCAUUGAAAAGAAAAAAAAAGAAAAAGCUGGCAGAUAUAAGAAGGACGCAGUAAUAUCAAGAAACUUAAAAUUUAUGAGGAGUAAGUGAAAAGGAAAAAAGUUUAUUUCUUCUAUACUCUUCGAUCAUAAUGGAGACACUGAUAGAGAAAGAGAGAGAGAGAGAGAGAGAGAGUGAGAGAAAAGAAGAAGAAAAAGACAAGAAUGGAGAAAAGAGGGGAAAUAUGUGUUAGAAAUUUAAGCAGUAUUGCCAGAUUAGAAUUUAUAUUACGCUUUAGGUGUUUUUAUUGGAGAAGACCUAAGUAAGAGAGAAAAAAAACUUCUAUUGAAAAAGACUAAAAACAUUUAAUUCAUGAAUUUCUUACCUUAAGCACAACUACUUGCAAUAAUUAUUUUUAUUUAAUGUUAAAUUAUGAAAAAAACAUUUUGUGUACAUAACGAAUCUUAUUUAAUAUCCUAAAGAAUUCUUAUUCUUUGUUGUUCUUACAUAUAUA